CUGAGUGACGCAGACAUUGUGAGGGAUACAAACCAAGAGGAGAGCCUGAGUACACAAUGAAGCACAGAUGAGCUCCAAGCGCGCACAUUCACAUACACAAGAGGUUUAGCGCCAGAGCACACUGGGGAAAAGGUAGGACACCCUCCCGAGUCAUCCUGGGGUAACUGCACCACCGUUGGACAUACUGGAUCGCCUGCACCUCUAGCACCGUCCAAACCCACUGACAGCUUUUGCUCCUACAUAAGAAUCUCUGCAAAUCUUCUAAACCAUUGCAGGAGUCAGAGGUCAACCCGAUUGAAGAAAGCCAGCUGACACUGGGGUCAAUAUCCUCUUAGACUCAAGAGGAAGAUUUGAACUGAGCAUUUUUGGAAGGGUCUCCGUUUUUCAUAGUUUGGAAUGUAAAGGAAGCUGGGAUUGCUUCCUUCCAAUAAAGAAACACAUCUUAAAAGCCUCACUUUACAAGUAGUUACCCAACUUCAGUAGUUAUGGAUGUGUUUGGUGGCGCUCCCCGUGUGCUUGGGUACCCACGUCCAGUUCUGGUGAAAAGCGGCUCAGAUGCAGUUCUCAAAUGUCAGAUUGGUGGAGACCCCCAACCUGACGUGGUAUGGGAGAGAAGGAAUGAACCUAUUGUCCCAGAUGGUCACUACCGCAUUGCCCAGGAUGGAAAAGUUUAUACCCUGUUCAUCUCUGGCGUAACUCUGGCAGAUGCUGGACAGUAUAUCUGCAGAGCUAAGAACAGCAUUGGGGAGACUUACGCAGCUGCUACUCUCAAAGUAGAAGAGCAAGCACAAGAGGUUCAGCUGAUACAGCCCACUCAAGAACAGCAGGAAGUUAAGGUCAUUCCACCUGAACAAGAAAUCAAGACUCUUAAACAGCCACAACAACCACAGCCACAAUCACAGAAGGAGGAAGAUCUGUUUCAGGACAAUAAGCCUCGAUUCCUCAUCAAACCCUUGUCCUUGAGAGUGGACAGAGGUGAAGAUGCUGCUUUUUCUUGCAAGCUGUGGGGUGACCCCUUGCCUGAGGUUGUGUGGGAAAAGGAUGGCAAGCAGCUCAAAGAGAUCUAUGAGAGCUCACACUUUCACAUUGGCCAGCAAGACGGAGGGUGGUUCCAGCUGAAGAUCUUCCGGACGCGAGCCCCAGAUGGAGGAGUGUACACCUGCAAGGCGGUCAACGAUCACGGGGAGGCUGUGGCCGGAGCUGUGCUGUUGGUUGAACCCAUCCCGGAACAAAGAGGGGAGAGUCAUCAGAAUGGCUACACCAAUGGCCACUGGUCCCCACACCAGAACAAGGACAGGUACCCAAGAGUGAGACACUCCAAAGAACCUCAACUGAAUGUUGCCAAGGCCAAGAAUUUCACGGUCACAGAGGGCAAACACGCCAAAUUCCGUUGUUACGUCACAGGUAAACCCAAACCAGAGAUUGUGUGGAAGAAAGACGGAGAACCCAUUGGGCCCGGGCGGCGCCAUCUACUGUUUGAGGACAGGGAGGGGUACUACACUUUGAAAGUCCUUUACUGCAAGCAGCAGGACGUCGGGCUCUACAUCUGUGCGGCAUCAAAUGCUCUGGGGAACACAUUGAGUGCUGUGCGUCUCUCUGUAAAAGGGCCGCCGGUGCGGUUCAAGCGGGCCCUGCAGGAUGUGGAAGUGAGGGAGAGGGAUGUUGCUGUUCUGGAGUGUGAGGUUCCGGAAGAAUCCAUCCCCACAGCCUGGUACCUGGAGGAUCAGAGACUUCAGCCAGGGAGCAAAUAUGGCAUGGAGCAGAAGGGCACGAGACGGCGGCUCACUAUACGAGAUGUCGGAGCUGAUGAUGAUGGAGUUUACCUGUGUGAGAUGCCUGAUGGAGGAAAGAGCAUAGCAGAACUGGCUGUGAAAGGUACAAUUGUAAAGAAGCUUCCUCGGAGGUUGGAGGUGCUGGAGGGAGAAAAUGCAGCAUUCUGUGUGGAGGUUGAGGAGGAGGAGAUGGAGGUGUUCUGGUUUAAAGAUGGCCUGCAGUUACGGGAGACGCACCAGACCAUCAUCAAAUCCUUCGGGAAAACCCACAUCCUGGUCUUUGUCAACACCUCUUACCAAGACUCCGGCACAGUCACGUUUGUGGCCGGCAGAUCUAAGACAAGCUGCAAAUUGCGAGUCAAAGCAAUCAGACACUGUCCUCCCAUCUGUCCUGUGGGAGUCCAGAUGAACACAGAGUGCCCGAAUGGUGUCGUUCUGUCCUGGUCGCCGUCUCCUAACCUGCAAAACUCCACUAAGUCGGUAUAUGUGGUGGAAGUCCAGGAAGUGGGCUCCCAGGAGUGGCAGCGCUGUGUGACCACAGAGACGGGCACCUCAGCGGAGAUCCUGGGAGACAUUGUGCCCUGCGAGGGAGACUACCGCUUCCGUAUCUGCUGUAUGAACAAGUAUGGCAGGAGCGGCCAUGUGGAGUUCCCCAGAGUGGUGCAUCUGACCCCCGGUCCGAAGAUCAAAACCCCACUAAGGAAUGCAGCGGUGACUGAGGGGGAAGAUGCAGUGUUCUCCAUCGAGCUCUCAGCCUCUAUGAUUGGCACCUGGUUCCUCAACAGUACUCAGCUGCAGGCCAGCGAGCGCUGUAGCAUCAGCCAAUCAAAAACUCUCCACACUCUGUGCUUUCAUAACGUGCCGAAUGUGUACGAUGGAGCCGAGAUCACGUUUAUUGCCACUGGAGUCCGCGACUCAGCAGUGCUGCAGGUACAAGCUGCUGUGGCCAAGUUUAUCCCUCUGGCGGAGGCGGAUAGGAAUAAGAAAGUCGAGUCUGGGAACCCGAUUGUGCUGUACUGCGAGAUCUCUAACCCUGCUGCAGACGUGCGCUGGUUCAAAGAUGGGCAAGAACUUCACCGAGAGGAGGGGCUGAAUAUCCAAUCAGAUGGCAGCAUGAGGAGAAUUGUUCUUCAAUCAUCAGAGUAUUCCCACUCUGGAGUGUACACCUGCCAAUCGAACGAUGACAUCGUCACCUUCCACGUGGAUGUUGAAGCACCACGGGCCACGUUCCAGAGUUUGACCGAGGCAGAGAGGAACAGGUCUGUUGAUACUGGACAUCCGUUAGUCCUCCGCUGUGAGUUAUCUGAUCCAGAUGCAGAGGUUUGCUGGCUCAAGGAUGGGGAACCUAUCUGUCCCCAAAGCGGAAUAGACAUGCAAAUUAAUGGGAACACUAGGACGCUGGUCAUCGAGUCGGUUGAUUUCUACGACUCCGGCACAUACGCUUGUCGGUCUGCGGACGAUGUCGCUGUGUUUGAGGUGGACAUUACAGGCCCCCCAGUGUCGUUUAAGGAAAUCCCAGAAGAGGAGAGGCAGAAGAGCACUACAGAGCUGGACCCUGUGGUGCUGCACUGUGAGCUCUCCAGGCCCGAUGCCACCGCUCGCUGGCUCAAAGAUGGAGCUGAAGUUCUCCAGACGGACAAUGUCACCAUCCAGGCAGAGGGCACCAUGCGCAGGCUCAUCAUCCGCUCAGCACAGCUGAGUGACGCCGGCGCCUACACAUGCCAAGCAGGAGACAACACCAUGUCCUUCACUGUCAACGUCAAAGAGCCACCAGUUAUGAUUGUGGACCCAAAAGACGAUGUUCACAUGGAUCGCUACGUCUCAGAGGUUAUCGUUCUGAACUGUGAGCUCUCUCGCUCCAAUGGACAAGCGUGCUGGUUUAAGGAUGGCCUGAAAGUCCAGGACUGCAAAAACAUUCAGCUGAGCGCCGAGGGUCCAUACAGGACGCUGACCAUUCAGUGUGCGUCCACGAGGGACUCGGGAGAGUAUGUGUGUGACACAGGAGGUGACUCUGUUUUCUUCCAGCUCAGUGUAACAGAGGCUCCGGUGCGCAUCGUAUCCCCAAGCACACCUGAAGUGGAGGUGCACCUGAUUGCUUCAGAAAGGCUGGUGCUGAGCUGUGAGAUCUCCAAGGCGGAGGCAGAAGUCUGCUGGUACUGUGAUGGCAUGGAGGUAGAGGAAAGUGAAGAGCUCAUACUGGAGGAGGAUGGGGUUCACCGCAGUUUGAUCAUACGUCGUACCACCAUAGAUGAUUCGGCAGAGUAUGUGUGCGAAACUGCGGAUGAUUCUGUGACCUUCUGGGUGAAAAUAGAAGAGCCCCCUGUAAAACUCUCCACCUCUAAAAAGGCAGAUGGCAUUAUCCAGAAUUUUGCGGGGGAAGCUGUGGUCCUGGAGUUGGAGGUGUCUCGUGAAAAUGCAGAAGUGUGCUGGAUGAAGGAUGGAGUGAAGGUGGAGGAGAGCAGCAACAUCACCAUCCACGUGGAUGGCCUAAUCCGCAAACUAAUCAUUCACUCCCCAGCACUUGCGGACUCUGGCCUCUAUACCUGCAACGCUACAGACGACACAGUGGAUUUCCAAGUCAAAAUUAAUGAGGCACCGCUGAAAAUCCUGAAGAAAGCUGAGAUCAAUACAGAGUACGCGGCUCAGCUGUCUGAUGACAUUGUGCUGGAAUGUGAGCUGUCCAGGCCACAUGGAGAGGUCAAAUGGUACAAAAACGGUGAUCAUAUUGAGGAAAAUGAGCGCUUCUGCUUUGAGGAGGAAGGCGCUUUCAGAUCCCUGGUCAUCCUCUGUGCUGAGCUGGAAGACUCUGGGGAAUAUAUCCUUGACGCAAAAGAUGACAGUAUUUCCUUUCAUGUCACUGUGCAAGAACCUCCUGUGAAGAUUCUAGGAAACUCUGGACAGUCUGAUGUCCAGGAAAUGGUGGAAGGUGAUGACCUGGUCCUGGCGUGUGAGGUGUCACGAGCAAACGCACCCGUUCAGUGGCUCUUUAACGAGAAACCUCUGCUUCCUGACUCACGCACGUACAUCGAGAGCUAUGGCACUCUCCGCAAACUCAUAAUAUCUAAUAUGCAGCCCUCUGACUCUGGGAAAUACAUGUGUGAUGCUGUUGAUGACAAAAUGAUGACGGUAGUCAAAGUCCAAGAGCCUCCUGUCGAAUUCCUUGACAAAGAGGAUGUGAUCAUGGUUACGGGUUAUGAGGCAGAGAGCAUCACUCUGACAGCCAUGGUGUCCAGACACAAUGCCCCAGUGCGCUGGCUCAAGGACUGGAUGCCAGUCAGUGGGGAACGCUUCCAUGAAGACAGUCAAGGCCUGACCCGCACUCUCUCCAUCAACCCUCUUAAGAGGUCAGACAGUGGAGAGUACACAUGUGAUGCCAACACAGACGAGCUACGCUUCAAUCUGCUGGUCAAAGAAAUGCGCAUCAAGUUUAUGAAACCGCUGUUUGACACUGUGGCCCAUAAGGAUGGCAUGAUUACUCUGCGCUGUGAGGUCUGUAAGCCCAAAGCUGAUGUGCAGUGGUUGAAGGACGGUGUUGAGAUCAUCCCCAGCCGCCGUUUCUCCAUCCGGGCUGACGGCACUGAGAGAAGUCUCACCAUCCACCGCAUCACCAAAGAGGACGCAGGAGAGUAUGCUUGCGAAUCCAGGGACGAUUGUACCAGUGCAAACAUCAGGGUGGAGAUGCCCCGUGUGGUGGAGUUCCUCACUGAGCUCCACAACACCACAGUGAUGGAAAGUGAAGAGGCCACCUUUAAGUGUGUGGUGUCUCCUGAAGAUGUUCAGAUGGUCUGGUUCAUGGAUGGAGAGAUCAUCAAACCCAGUGAGCGUUUUAUCAUUGGGCAGAAUGGCCUGUGUCACACGCUGAUCAUCCGUAAUGUCCAGCUCCUGGACUCCUCCAGGAUCACAGCAGAGGCUGAGGGAGUCAUCUCAAAAGCCAGCCUGAAGGUCCAGGAGGCUCAGGUGCUGUUCACUAAGAAGAUGGAAGUGGUGAUGGCUGAAGAGUUCGGAGAGGCUACGCUGGAGACAGAGGUCAGUCUGGAAUCAGGGGAAGUGCAGUGGAUGCGCCAGGGUGUGGUCAUCCAGCCAGGACCGCGACACACUCUGACCCAGAGCGGCCGCAAGAGGAGCCUCAAGAUCACCAACCUCAGCCUGUCUGACCGUGGAACCUACCGCUGCGAGACCCUCCACGACCGCACACAGGUCAAACUCAACGUGGAGCCCAGGAAGAUCACCAUACGCAAGGGGCUGAUGGACAUCGAGACGUUUGAGAGAGAAACAGCCUCGUUCGAGGUGGAGCUGUCCCAUGCGGACGUGGAGGGUGUGUGGCAGAAGGAUGGACUGAGGGUCAAACCCAACAAUACCUUCCGCACCAGCGCCAAUGGAUGUGUGCAUAGCCUCACGCUCACCAACCUCACACUGGAGGACACAGGCACCAUUACCUUCUCCGCAGAGGGGCUCCGGACCUCAGCACGACUUGUGGUAAAAGAGACACCAGUGGCUAUGAUAAAGAAGUUGUCUGAUAUCCGGCUGGAGGAAGGCUCACCUGUCACGCUGGAGUGUGAGCUGUCCAGGCAAAAUGUGGAAGUCCGCUGGCUGAAGAAUGGAGUGGAGCUUAGGUCAGAUAAAGGCUUGAGGAUCUACUCGAUGGGUCGUAAGCGCUGUCUGCAGAUCAUGCAGAGUAGCGUCAGUGACUCUGGCAUCUACACCUGCGAAAUUGAUGACCUCUCCACGUUCUGCAAGCUUGAAAUCUAUGAGCGGGAGUUGGAGAUCAUCACUGAGCUGGAGGAUUUGUACAUUAAGGAGGACCAGAAUGCUGUGUUCAUGUGUGAGGUGUCAAUGGAGGACAUGCCUGGAGAGUGGUACAAGAAUGCCCAUAGAAUCCGGCCCAGUAGUACCAUCAAGACUCGCCGAGAGGGAACCAAGCACUUCCUUCUAAUAUGCAACGUUACAACAGAGGAUGCUGGCGAGAUUAAAUUUGUAUCCAAACAAGUUGAAUCCGUUGCAUAUCUUGAGAUUCAAGAGCUACCUGUGAGCAUUGUGCGUCCACUUAGGGACCGCACCGCGUUGGAGAAGCAUCGGGUGAUCCUGGAGUGCACUGUGUCCUCCCCUCGCUGUGAGGUCACCUGGUACAAAGGCGAUGAGGAGCUGGAGACCUCAGAGCGCAUGGAGAUCUUCAGCGAGGGCUGCUACCACAAACUGGUCAUCCACCAGGUGGCAGUAGAGGAUGAGGGUACUUACAGCAUUGAGGUGGGCGAGCACAUGUCCACAGCCAAGCUUAUGGUGGAAGCCCAGUCCAUCAUGUUGGUGAAAGAGCUGGAAGACGUCGAGGUGAACGGUCCCGAACCGGCAAGGUUCCAGUGCGAAGUGUCUGUACCCCUUAUCAAACCGCCCGUCUGGACCCUGAAUGGAGAAACCAUUCAGCCAGGGCCCGACAUCCGUCUGGAGAACAAAGGGACCCUCUACAGUCUCACCUUCAAAAACACCAGCUCAGAUAUGAGUGGGACAGUAAAGUUCACUACAGGGAAAGCCAAAAGCAGUGCUCAGCUGAGAGUGCUGUAGAGAGCAAGGCAGAGGGGAAUCUAGUUAAGUGGGUAGAGAGGGUAGCGAUAUAUGAAGAAGCAACAAAAACAAGUAGCCACAUUUUAUAUCAUCUUGCCAUCAAUUGCCUGUCAGAGGGUUUUAAAGUAGUGUGAUGUAAUUUCAAUCAACACGUUUAACUGCAAAGGCAAACAGCAGUCAUUUGUGUUUCAUGUAGCCCCUAAUGAGAUUCCUGUAAAAAGUGAUUGUACUGAAAAUGCUAUAACUCAGUGUGCAUGGGCCUUAAGAUGAUGUAAUGUUUUUAUACUUCUGCUUACCCAGAAUAAUAAUAAUGAAAAGAAUGAUGAAAGUGAAGGAAUGCAUUGGAGGACGGAUGUAACAAUGUACAGCAUCAGUAUACAGUCAGCACACAAAGCCGAACACAUUUAGGCUGUACAGUGUACUGGUGUGGAGUAGAUAGACAGUCUUGUAUGGGUGACCUUUUUUCUAAAAGUCUACGGAAUGAAGAAAAUGUCUGGAAAUCACUUUGAUUUGUAUGGAACGCUUUUUGUAGUAUGUAUAAAUAUAUAAAAUGAAAGGAAAAUUGGUCAUUUUAAAGUAUUUCACUUAAAGUGGGCAAAGUAUUCGGUAUGUUUUAUAUGUUUUCCGAGAUAAAAAUAUGCUGCAUUGAGUUAAAGAAUCACCUGCCAAUUACUGCUUUAAGAAGCUCUUGAUUGUGUUUGUAGGCAAAUCCUUUAUCUGACACAAUGUUCCCAAUGCAAUAAGCACGAAUAAACAUUUAUAUUAAACAAUA
This is a messenger RNA of Pygocentrus nattereri (red-bellied piranha), 8100 nucleotides long. It is a transcript of the gene obsl1a, whose product is annotated as obscurin like cytoskeletal adaptor 1a. The coding region runs from base 486 to 7328 and encodes 2280 amino acids. Lineage: Eukaryota; Metazoa; Chordata; Actinopteri; Characiformes; Serrasalmidae. The transcript has 25 exons. The record is from RefSeq and is a predicted model, not a curated record. Gene Ontology annotation, molecular function: protein binding.